AUGGGCGAAUUCGAAGACAACUGGGGAGAUGAUAUGGAGGGAGAUGACGAUGAGGGAGAAGUUGUUAUUGCACCCGACAGUGACGAUGAAGAUGAACAGAUGCAAAAAGAUCUUUUGCAGGAAGAUGAAGAAAACGAGGCUCCUUUGCAAGUAUACCUUCCUGGCCAAAAACUUGGGGAAAAUGAAGUGCUGGUGGCCGAUCAGUCUGCUUACCAGAUGCUGCAUACCAUGAAUGUGGAAUGGCCCUGCCUUAGCUUUGACAUUGCGCGUGAUAAUCUCGGUGCUGGCCGAACUGCAUUUCCCAUGACAUCGUAUGUUGUGGCUGGAUCUCAAGCAGAUCAGGUCAACUCUAAUAAGAUAUAUGUCAUGAAGAUGUCAUCAUUGCACAAGACGAAAAAUGAUGGUGGCGAUGAUAUGGAUGAUGAUGAUGAUGAUGACAUAGAUGAAGAUCCCAUUCUUGAGUCAAGAACGGUUUCUCAUGUUGGCGGCAUCAAUCGAAUUCGCUUGAUGCAUCACCCAGAAGUUCACAUUGCUGCGACAAUGGCAGAAACUGGAAAAGUUCAUAUUUAUGAUUUGUCGCAGCAUAUUCUCGCUCUUGAUACGCCUGGCCUCGCUCCAUCCUCAGAUCUGGCUCCAAUGCACACAAUCACACAACACGGCACUACUGAAGGCUACGCUAUUGACUGGUCUAGUGUUCAGAUUGGUCACUUGCUUACUGGUGAUUGCAGAAGUCGCAUUUUCCUCACGACAAAGACUCCUGCUUCGUUUGUUACUGAUUCAACUCCAUUUACUGGCCAUACUUCAUCUGUUGAAGAUAUCCAAUGGUCCCCUUCACAAUCCAACGUGUUUGCAUCUUCUUCUGCUGACGGUACCAUUCGCAUUUGGGAUGCAAGAGAUAAAAGAAAACCACAACUGACUGUAGCUGCACAUACCACCGACGUAAACGUAAUUAGCUGGAACAGAACGUCAAGUUCAGGUCAUGUAUUGGCAUCUGGUGCUGACUCGGGAGAGUUUAGCAUUUGGGAUUUGCGCACAUGGCCUUCUAGCAACGGAACUCCCGAUCCACUUGCCAUCUUCAAAUGGCAUCAAGCACCCAUCACAUCAAUUGACUGGCACCCCACAGAGUCAUCUGUUCUUGCAGCGUCUGGAGCCGACGAUCAGGUUACCAUUUGGGAUCUUGCACUUGAACGUGACGAAGAAGAGGCAGCCAUGACUACCAUUGCAUCAGGAAAAGUAGUCGAGGUUCCUCCACAAUUGUUGUUUAUUCAUCAAGGUCAACAUAAUGUAAAAGAAAUUCACUGGCACAAACAAAUGCCUGGCACAUUAUUAAGCACUGCAUAUGAUGGCUUUAAUAUUUUCAAGACCAUCAACUCGUAA
Molecule: messenger RNA, 1377 nt
Organism: Batrachochytrium dendrobatidis JAM81
Lineage: Eukaryota; Fungi; Chytridiomycota; Chytridiomycetes; Rhizophydiales
Exons: 3
Coding region: 1-1377 (458 amino acids)
Biological process (GO): ribosome biogenesis
Cellular component (GO): nucleolus
Molecular function (GO): protein binding
Source: RefSeq, a predicted model, not a curated record